AUGGUUCAAAUUCUCGGAAAAGAAGUCGGCACUACAGGCUACGGCCUCAUGGGCUUUGGUUUCGCCAAGGACCGGCUGACGCUCGACGACGUGCUCACCACGAUGAAGGCCGCCUACGACAGCGGCUGCCGCCUGUGGAGCGGCGCCGAGUUUUACGGCCCGCCCGACUGGAACAGCCAGCUCUUCAUCAAGGAGUACUUUACGCGGUACCCCGCCGACGCCGCGCACGUCGUCGUCUGCAUCAAGGGCGGCCUCGACACGCAGAAGCUGGCGCCCGACACGAGCGCGGCCUUUGUGCGGCAGUCGAUUGACAACAUCCUCGCGCAGCUGGGCGGGAAGAAGAAGCUCGACAUCUUUGCCGUGGCGCGCCGCGACACCACGGCCGACUUUGCGGCGACGCUGCGCAUGAUUCGAGACGAGUACGUCGACACGGGCAAGAUCGGCGGCGUCUCGCUGAGCGAGUGCUCAGUGCAGACCGUGGAGGAGGCCGUCCAGGUGGUGCCCGUGCAGCUGGCGGAGCUGGAGCUGAGCCUGUUUACGACGGACAUUUUGCACAACGGCAUCGCAGCCGCGUGCGCCAAGCACGACAUCCCCAUCAUGGCCUAUUCCCCCGUCGGCCGCGGCCUGCUCACCGGCGCGGUUCAGAGCGCCGCCGACAUCAAAGGCCGGCUGGGCAUGUUCCCGCGCUUCCAGGGCGCGGCCCUCGACCAUAACCUGCAGCUGACGGCGCGGGUGCAGGCCCUCGCCGCGGACAAGGGCUGCACGCCUGCGCAGCUCGCGCUCGCCUGGGUGCGCCGGCACGACCACCUCGACGGGCAGCUGCCGGCCGUCAUCCCCAUCCCGGGCACGACGUCGGUCGCGCGGGUGCACGAGAACACGGCCGAGGUGCGGCUGUCGGACGACGAGUUUGCGUCGCUAUCCAAGCUUGCCAACGAGUUUGAGACGGCGGGCGCGCGGUACCCGUCCAUGUUCCCGACCAACACGUAA
This is a messenger RNA of Cordyceps militaris CM01, 987 nucleotides long. RefSeq names its product aldo/keto reductase, putative. The transcript is spliced from 3 exons. Bases 1 to 987 code for a protein of 328 amino acids. The record is from RefSeq and is a predicted model, not a curated record. Lineage: Eukaryota; Fungi; Ascomycota; Sordariomycetes; Hypocreales; Cordycipitaceae. Gene Ontology annotation, cellular component: cytoplasm.